CAGAUUCAAAACACAUACACACUCUGCGUUGAUAACCUCAGUGUAUUUUGUUCUUAACAUUUGAAUUUCAAUUUCAUUAGAAAAAACAAUGACCAAUCGUAUUACGUUUGCACUAUCGAGGAAAAUUCCGACCUUGUUGAACGGACACCGAUAUUUCCAAACAAAUCGCUUUGUUUCAAUAUUUGCAUGCAAUACGCAAACCGGCAUAUUUGGUCAAAAUUAUAUAAUAAACAACGAAAAUUACAGCGUUGUAUUCAAAAAUAUGGGCCAGCGAUAUUCCACAGAUAACGCACAAAUAGUUAUACCGAUUGUCACGUAUGAAGAUGUUAAAGAUCUUACCAAUCAUCCAGAAAAAACAUUAAUCGAUGUUAGAGAACCGAACGAACUACAAGAAACUGGCACGAUUCCAACAUCCAUUAACAUACCUUUGGGUGAGGUGAAUACAGCAUUGAAUUUAAGUGAUUCACAAUUCAAAAAGAAAUACAGUCGAAACAAACCUGGCCCUACCGAUGAAAUUAUCUUUCACUGUAAAAUCGGUAUGCGAUCGGAAAAUGCGGCUAUAGCAGCUACAAAAUUGGGCUACACAAACGCCAAAAACUUCAAAGGAUCUUGGUUGGAAUGGGCAGAACGAGAAGGACUACCAAAGUGAAAUAGAAUUGGCUUUUACAUAGAUAACAACAGCAAGAUCAAUUUUGUCAGCAAAUAUUUAUAAUGUUUCAUUUAUUCCACACAUUAAACAUCACAUUUGGAUUACAAUUUA
Contarinia nasturtii (swede midge) is the source of this 760-nucleotide messenger RNA. Its product is annotated as rhodanese domain-containing protein CG4456-like. Gene Ontology annotation, molecular function: thiosulfate-cyanide sulfurtransferase activity. Gene Ontology annotation, cellular component: mitochondrion. The record is from RefSeq and is a predicted model, not a curated record. The coding region runs from base 89 to 649 and encodes 186 amino acids. The transcript has 3 exons. Lineage: Eukaryota; Metazoa; Arthropoda; Insecta; Diptera; Cecidomyiidae.